CUAAAAUGUCUGUGUAUCGCAAACGACCGACUAGCACCCCCUAUUCCAAAGCAGACGACGCUGCUGGUUUGAAUCUCAAUCAUGAUAUGACAUGGAUGAAAUCGAAAGAGGGACGAAGAUUUGCUGAGAUGAGGAACUUGACAAAUCAGUUUAUAUGCUCUCAGUCACAGUGAUAUCGUUUGUAUCUUUUCCAAAAACUUUGAAAGCGAUGGUGACUAGGUACUUGAUUGUAUCAAUACAUUAGGCCUACAUGUAAAUGGGUCUGAUAGUACUGUAUUAUUUAUGGAUUUAUCGACACUUUCCACGGGAAAUCCCGGCCCCGAAAGUAAUACGAUGGAGAGGCUUAUGAUCACUGUUGAUAUCAACUCAAAAGUAGCUCUUGCCAUCAAGAUGGUACUUUCUGGUAUAGGACCACCAACCCAUGGCAGACCAGGGGAUCUUGAUGUCAGCAUAAUAGUGAUUAUGAUAGAUUCAUCAGUACAGAGUACAAGGUAUAUGAAUAUGAAGUUUAGUCCAUUCAUGCUGAUGAUGAUUCAACUACUGCAGCUCGACGGAAGAAUGAUUUUCCACCCCUUCCAACAAAGAGCAGGACAAGAAUCGCUUGUGGAAAAUAAACUAACAUAGUCAAUAGACUACUUUUCUUUGUCAGCU
This is a messenger RNA of Saccostrea cuccullata (small rock oyster), 651 nucleotides long. RefSeq lists its product as uncharacterized. The coding region runs from base 283 to 624 and encodes 113 amino acids. The record is from RefSeq and is a predicted model, not a curated record. Lineage: Eukaryota; Metazoa; Mollusca; Bivalvia; Ostreida; Ostreidae. The transcript has 3 exons.